Stereum hirsutum FP-91666 SS1 is the source of this 1576-nucleotide messenger RNA. RefSeq lists its product as uncharacterized. The transcript is spliced from 14 exons. The record is from RefSeq and is a predicted model, not a curated record. Gene Ontology annotation, molecular function: chloride channel activity. NCBI's taxonomy places the organism in Eukaryota, Fungi, Basidiomycota, Agaricomycetes, Russulales, Stereaceae. The coding region runs from base 163 to 1491 and encodes 442 amino acids.
CCUCAACCUUCGCAGCGUAAAGCCUCAGAAUCUGUCUAUCCCAGUAUCUGUGCGUUGUUCGUGUCGUCGUGGUCAAUGCGAUAGUAUCGACCAGUGUAAUACGAUAAUCUGUUUCUUCACUGUCUCUUUGUGUCACGACAUCAUCUCUCGAACAUUUGCAACAUGCCGAACGCGAAAGCAUCUUCGAGCACGGGAGGCAGACCUGCAAAGAAACGCAAGUUCAUAUCUAGAAGACAUCUACGAAAGUAUUCAUGGUUGCCAGAUGUUUUGCGCUUAAAGAAUAGCAUCGUGUACCAUAUUUUCUUUCCUGUUUUGACGAUGACGAUUCUGGCGAUCGCUGUGGCAUACCUGUCCCACAGCGGCAAGUCUGUGAGCAUCACGAACUCCGUCACGCCUUUGUUAGCUGUUGUGGUCGGUCUCAUCCUGGUGUUUAGGUAUGGAACCUCUUAUGAUCGUUACUACGAAGGUCGAAAGACCUUUGGUUCCCUGACCUCCAAUGUCCGCAAUCUUUCCCGUCUCAUCUGGAUAUAUGUCUCCUUCCCACCCCAGGACGACGUCGUCAAGGGCAAAUCUCCAACACCAUCUCUCACACCAACCCAACUCAGCCAGCGGAAAGCUGAAAUGCUCAAACUCUGUCUCACGUUCGCCUAUGCCGUAAAACAUUACCUGCGCGAGGAAGAUGGCCUGAACUGGAACGAUUACAUCGGUGUCGUACCACACUCUUUCCUCAAGGUUCACGAUCCCCGUACGAGAUCGACUUCGGCGGCUUCUUCGACAAGGAAAGGUACAUAUAACGCAACUGAUGUACUGGCUAGUCCUGAGGAUUCCAGGUCCGGGAGCAUGGAAAGACUGAUCGGGAGGACUGCUGACGUCGAACAAGGGGAUAUGGAGGAAACUCCGGCAGCGACGAAAAGGGUGAGGGUGAAGAGGAGCAAAGAUAAGAUACCCACAGCGAGGACGGCUCUCUUGGGCCCUGAGUACCAGACCAUCACCUUUGACUCGCACACGGAAUCGACGAUACCUCUCCCGCUUGUAGUUGCACACGAAAUCACGCGGUACCUUUUCGCAUUCCGUCGAGAAGGUUAUCUCGAAACUGUCGGUCCUGCUGGUACCAACUCUAUGAACCUGAUUGUCCAGAGCAUGGUCGACCAAAUGACCUCACUUGAACGCAUAGCGAACACGCCCAUUCCCAAAUCCUACGGUAUUCAUCUCAAGCAAUGCGUCUUCCUGUACCUAUUCGCGCUCCCUUUCACCCUCGUCAAAGAGCUCGGCUGGGCCAUGGUCCCUGUCGUGACAGUCGUCGCUUUCACAUUAAUGGGCAUUGAGGGUAUAGCGGAGGAAAUUGAGAUGCCCUUCGGCUAUGACGACUCUGACCUUCCACUCGACCGAUACUGUUUGGAUCUCAAAGAAGAGGUUGAGUACAUCAUCAACAGGCUGUCCGAGGGAGGUCAAGGUGGCAACUGGCAUGAUGACGGAGAGGGAGACGAUUGAUGACGAAGAAUUGACGACCAGCUAACGAAUUUCAUACCCACCCACAAUUGUAAACAUCGCAUAUGGAAAUCUUGGAAUCUCAUGC